CGCCAAAUAGCAUGUCAUAUUUUGCAUUGUCUAUAAUAUAAACAUCUAGUCAAAUUGAAACUAAUAAUGCCUUCCAGUCAGAAGCCAACUGUUGUGGUAUGCGGCGCCGGGCUGGUGGGGUGCCUUAUCAGUGCCAUACUAGCUAAGGAUGGGUAUGAAGUUAACGUGUAUGAAAAAUGGGGUGACAUGCGAGCCAAAGACUUUGUUGGCGGGCGCUCCAUCAACUUGGUCUUGACUGCAAGAGGCUUACGUGCACUGAACAUCCCUGGGUUGGAGGGUAUGCGAGAUGAUCUGCUGAAGAUAGCCACACCUGUAACCGGGAGAAUGAUGCAUUCGGUGGAAGGUGAUCUUACCUACACUGCGUAUGGUAAGGAUCCAGAGGAAUGCAACUUCUCCAUAUCCCGCUCGGAGCUGAACAAGUAUCUGAUGACAGAGGCGGAGAAAUCCGGUGUUAAAAUUCAUUUUUCACACGGCCUCAAGAAGGUCGACCUUAAGAACUCAGUCGCGCACUUUGAAGUAGCCAGUGGGGAAGUGGUAGAUGUGCAGUGCGACACCAUUUUGGGCUGUGAUGGUGGUGGUAGUGCUGUCAGAUACGCAAUGAGAGACCACGGGGUCACAAACUUUACCGAAGAUCUGCUGCCGGAUGGCUAUAAGGAGCUACAGUUCCCAAAGGACGUUUCUGGGUGUGAGGACAUGCGCGGUGAUGCUUUGCAUAUCUGGGCUCGAGGUACGCACAUGCUCAUGGGGUUAGCUAACCUGGACGGUUCGUUCACCGGUACAUUCUACAUGCCCAAAACCGGGGGAAAGGUGAGCUUUGAAGCUUUGACGGGUGAGGACAACAAACAGAAGCUUGCCGACUUCUUCACGGAAAGUUAUUCAGACGCCAUUCCGCUUUUGGGGGGUCUAGAGAAGAUCACAAAGGAGUGGAACGCGAACCCAGUCGGAAUCCUGGGAACCGUGCGAACAGAAAUGUGGAAAUUCGAGGACAAGGUGUGCCUGCUUGGUGAUUCUGCGCACGCGAUCGUGCCAUUCUUUGGUCAGGGUUGCAAUUCAGGUUUUGAAGACUGUCUCACAUUCUACAAGUUACUGAAGAAGCACGAAGGUAAUCUGAAGAGUGUUUACGACGAAUUCCAUGGCUUGCGCAAGCCUGCCGGAGACGCGAUCGCCAAUAUGGCGUUGGAGAACUACAUAGAGAUGCGUGACCUGGUCGCGAACGAAAAGUUUAUACUGAAAAAGCGUGUGGAAGGUGUGCUCACAUCUCACUUCGGGCCAGAAGUGUUCCGCUCGCGUUACCCCAUGGUGGUCUACAGCUCUGCUCCGUACAAUGUCGUCGAGAAAGUCGGUGUGGUCAUAGAUGACAUCGUGAGUGAAUUGUGUGAGGACCUAAAAAUACCGGAGGACGUCGAUCUAGAAAUGGCCAAACAGCUGAUAGAUACCAAGCUCAGCCCCACGCUUAAAGAAGGAAAUGUCGACCUAUCGGAAGACUGGCACUCGCUCUGAGUGCAGUGAGAAAGACAACAGUCACACGCGGUAGUUUUUUAUAAUAAAUUUUAUUUUAAUUCAUGAGCAGAGUAGUG
Sphaeroforma arctica JP610 is the source of this 1577-nucleotide messenger RNA. RefSeq lists its product as hypothetical. Gene Ontology annotation, biological process: NAD+ metabolic process. The coding region runs from base 67 to 1500 and encodes 477 amino acids. The record is from RefSeq and is a predicted model, not a curated record. The transcript has a single exon. Gene Ontology annotation, molecular function: kynurenine 3-monooxygenase activity; NAD(P)H oxidase H2O2-forming activity; FAD binding. Gene Ontology annotation, cellular component: mitochondrial outer membrane. Lineage: Eukaryota; Ichthyosporea; Ichthyophonida.